Molecule: messenger RNA, 1281 nt
Organism: Arabis nemorensis
Lineage: Eukaryota; Viridiplantae; Streptophyta; Magnoliopsida; Brassicales; Brassicaceae
Source: the annotation of a GenBank genome assembly
AUGGAACCGAAGAACUCUGUGGUAGUAGUUGUGGAUAUGGAAAUAAUUGAGAUUGAGUCAGAUACAGACAAAGAUGAAGUUGGUGGUAGUAGAAUGCUUGCUCUUUGUGGUCCAGUGUCGUGCGAGGUAGCUAAUACUGUAGUUGAAUACGGCGAAACCAGUAUGGAGAUUGUUUGCGCUGAUGAUGAUUCCGGUCCUGGUUUGGUUUUUGAUUCGGAUUAUCAAAAGUACUUGGCGGCCUGUAGUGGAAAUGAGAUUCUAUAUUUGCUUGAGGAUAAUGUGAGGGAGAGUUCUCCAUUGCGUCUUAUGUACAAUGUCGAUAACGAGAAGAGUGGAGCAGGGAGAAAAGGAGUUUCCAGUGUUUCAAAGAGGUUGAGGACUGAGAAUGGUAGAGCGAAAUAUAAGCCGAUUUCGAAGACUGUCUUGAAGAACAGAGAAACCCAACAAAAGAAAGGAUAUGUUCGUCGAGGAAGGAAGAUUGGUCCGACCAAAAACACUGUCGAAUUAAAGCCUCCGAGGGAUGUCAAAGAUGUUCAACGGGGAAGGAAGAGUUCUGCCAUUAAGAAGAAUUUCAAAGCCUGCAAGAAGGUAAAUGAGAAGAGCAGUGCAAAGAGAAAUGCAAAGUCUCAGAAGAUUUUCAGAGCAUCAAAGAGACUUAAGACUGAGAAGGGGCGAGCAGAUUAUUACUCGGUUAACACCAAAGACGCACGACAAAAGAAAAGGGAAGCUCCACAGGGAAGGAAGAUCCAUGUGACCAAGAACAAUGUUGAAUCGAAGUCUAAAUGCCAUGUCAAAGACGAAUUAGUUCACAGAUUCAAAGCUUGCAAGAAGGAGAACGAAAAGAGCUUAUCGUCGAUAGAUAAAGGCUAUGCGUAUUACUUGGAGUAUCUGAAAAAUUCAAUUACUAUCUUUAAACCGGAUCAAAAAGGAAAGCCUGUGAAAGAUUUCGUGUGUUUGUCAGAUCCUGAUAUUAUUGCAAUCAGUAAUCAUCCAUUUCCCGAUGGAGGCAAUUUCCCGUUCGAGGCAAACAAAGACGAGAAAGUGAUAGAUCUUGAAGAUGGUAUUGAAUCCGAUGAUAUAUUCAACUCUAUGUUUAGCAAGAAGCUAAUGGAAAUUCUCAGAAGGCCCUAUGAUAAAAAAGAGUUCUUAAAACUCAGGAAAACGGCAUCACUCAAGAGACCAUUAACUCGGUCUAGGGAAUUAAGAGAUGGAAGAGAGAUUACAUAUAAUGUUAAGAACCAGUUGACACUUUCAUUUCUCGAACAGUAUCCAGGUAACUAA